Molecule: messenger RNA, 1665 nt
Organism: Asterias rubens (European starfish)
Lineage: Eukaryota; Metazoa; Echinodermata; Asteroidea; Forcipulatida; Asteriidae
Exons: 7
Coding region: 73-690 (205 amino acids)
Source: RefSeq, a predicted model, not a curated record
ACUGCCUGUAUCGUCUGCUAAAUAUUGGGUUCUUUUGCAUAUAUUUGUGCGCAGUAAUUGUUUUGGAGUAAGAUGAAUGAAACCUGCAGUAUGACAGAACAUUCAGCUUCAACUGAUAAGAUUUUAAAGACAAGAGAAGAAAUUACAAGACAAUCCAUCUGUAACAUUUCUGAUGCAAUCUCAACUGUGGUGAGCCACAGCACCAAUGAUGAAUUCAGGAACACUUGUUUCUCACUCCUAGAGGUACCUAACUCAUCUAGUCUAGCAGCAGCAGUUUCUUCCAAACUCACAUCUAUAUCAUCUUAUCGUUAUGAAGUUUCAUUGCCAUCUGAAGCACCAACAACACAACAGCAGCAGCCUCCUGUAGUGCUAUGGGGUCAGUUGAAUUCACAGCAGUCAUCAAUGGAGUCAAGUCUGCAGAAAGAUCAAGAAAUAUCACAACUCCAACCUACAGAUAACUUUAAUAAUGCCUUUGAUUUGGAUUUUAAUGAUGAUGACUUUUUCGAUGAGAUCAAGACAACUGUGGUAUCAGAAACUAAACGGCAAAUCCCACCACAAUUUGACAGUAAUGUAGCAACAUCAUCCAUCAUCAACCCUCCCAAGUCUCUUGAGGUUCCUAGUUCACCAUUCAUCAAAGGGGACUGGUUUGAUGAAGUCUUAGACACCGAUCUGUUCUUCAAUGAAAGCUGAGAUGAUGUCAUACCCCAAAAUAGAUUGCCCUGUGAGCAGCAACAGUGGUCAUCUAUUUAAAGGUAUGACAUCACUACCUCCAUAUAGCAGUAGCUACCGACCACCGUGAUAUCCAAGCUUCCUACGCCAGUAAUUGAGUUCACUUUGAUAAAAUCUGCUUCUCACACAAAAAGUUAGUCAGUGGUUUGCCUUGAAUGUUUUUAAUUUCUGAGUUCUCCUCUUAAAUGUAAAUGUUUAGUCUCUGGGCCCAAAUUUCGUAGAGCUGCUUAAGCAGACAAUUUUUCUAAGCAGAAAUGAGCAGGAUACCAAUCACAAACUGUACAUGGUUCAUAGUAUUUUGGCAGGUAACCUUACUCUGGUAAGCAUAAAGAUUCGGGCCCACUUUCAUAAUGCUGCUGGGUGCUUGCCACAGAAUCAGGCUCUAAACUGAAAAUGAUAACCCUUUUCUUGACAAGUUGUUGUUAGAGUUUGUCUUUGAACCUCAUGAAUUGAAAUGAAAGGAAGAAGUUGUUCUCACUUUCACAUCCUUGUUGUGUAAGCUGAUAGGACAUUCUGAAAGACUUAUCGUUUUGUUUUGUCAAAUUGGAUAUUUGAGUUAUUUAUACGUUUUAAAACAUUGGCUUUAUAGUGACUGGGCAAACCCAUUUCAGAAUUGCUGCACUGGUGUUUUUUUGAAAACUUAAAAGCUGUGUUUCUGAAAUUUGUGAAUAAUAAUGAUAAUGAAGACAACUCAAUGUUUGAGGCCAUUUCUCAGGUUAUUGUUGCUGACCUAAACUUGAUUAAAACAUAAUGUCUUCACAGAUCUUUUCUAGAUCUUGAUUUGCUAAUUAUAUGACAAUUUAUUAAUUUCUUGCCAUUUGUUGUUUAUAGAAGGUUCAUCUAAGUUAAAAGUUCUACAAGGUGUACAAUUGACAAACAAUUUUCUCAGGUAUUAUAAUGUAAUUUUUUUAUAUUUGUUAUUAUAUUCAGUUAGGA